AUGUCCUCCGAGAAAAACGAGGUUCCUGCUGGGUCGAUCCCUGCCGCUGAUGAAGUCGCACCUCAAGAUGACGCUGGGCAGGAUGCCGCGAUUGCCGAAAACCAUGUUGAUCAGGAAGAGCACGCCGCUGAGGCCCUCAUCAACCUUACGAUUGGCCUACCGCAAGAGCCCUCCUCCAUGACGAUCCUGGUCUCACCCCAGGAGCAAGUUCACGAAGUUCGUCAGUCCAUUAUCGACUUGCCUGCGGCCUUCCGGUACACUUGCUUCCACCUCGAGCACAAUGGCGAGCGCGUCAAUGACUUCAUCCCCAUGUCCGAAGUUCCCGGCAUUGCCGAAAACCCCAACGUGACGCUGGUUGAGGAUCCCUAUACCGAAAAGGAGGCCCGCAUACAUCUUGUUAGGAUUCGUGAGCUCAUCGGUGGUGCGGGCGACCGUGCCGAUGUAGUCCAGGGUAUCCUGCCCGGCCUGUCGCUCCUUGAUUCUAUCGAUGUUACUGCGAAGCAUGGCUCCGAGCGAAACGAAGAUCAGCCGCCUGCUGAGCAGCCUGAACCACUGGCAGAGUCCACCUUCAGCUCUGCAGCUUCGAUUUCUCACCUCCUACCGCCCCCACCCGACGAUGCUCCCAAGACCAUCAAGACCAUCACGCUCUCGUCCUGGAACCCGCCCCCGUGCCAUUUGAAACAAAGGGGGCACCUGCUCUACUUGAUCAUCACGACCAACGAAGGUGAACAGUUCCAGGUCACCGCACACGUUGGCGGCUUUUACGUCAACAAGUCUUCCAACAGCAAGUUCGAUCCGCUACCGCGGCCGGCUCCUAAAGGACAGUCUGCCCACUCGCUGCUGAGCCUCCUCGAGCUCAUAUCUCCGUCCUUUGAGUCGAGCUUCAAGGCUCUGCAGGAGUUCAACAACCGCAAAGACCCUCUUGCCACGUUCCAGAUUGCCAACGCUAUCCCCGCAGCACCCUGGAUUGUACCAUCCACCACGUCGCCCCACUGCACACACCUCUCCGACCCUACUCGCUCCCAGGAGACGUACCUGAUCGCGGGCGUGGACAAUACUGACACGCUGCGGGACUGGAACGAGGAGUUCCAAUCGGCGAAAGAAUUGCCGAAAGAGACUGUCCAAGAUCGAGUUUUCCGCGAAAGACUCCUUUCCAAGCUCUUCGCUGAUUACAACGACGCUGCCACCCGCGGUGCGGUCCUGGUAGCUCGUGGCGAAAUCCCACCUCUUAACCCUACAGAAUGCAAGGAUGCCCAAAUUUUUGUUUACAACAACGUUUUCUUCUCCUUCGGAGCCGACGGUGUGGGCACGUUCACUUCAGAGGGCGGAGAUGAAGCUGCACGGGUCGCCACUGGCAAGGACGUCGCAGGCGUAAGGCUAGUGAACCAGCUGGACGUUGACGGCCUGUUCACUACUGCAACAGUUGUCGUCGACUACCUCGGAAAGCGCAUCGUUGGCCAGAGUAUUGUUCCCGGUAUUUUCAAACCCCGCGAGCCUGGCGAGAAUCAAAUCGACUACGGCGCUGUGGAAGGCAAGGAUAUUGUAGCUGCGGAUGAUCGCUUCGUCUCGGUCUUUGAGAAAAUAUCCCGUGCGUUGAGGGGUAAGAAACAUCCAGUAUGGGACAAGGAGAGCAAACGCAUUGACUUCGAGGCGAGUAUGAAGGAGUGGGUUGACGAGCAGCUCGCGCAGCGCGCUCAGUCGAAGCAGGAUUCCACGGACGACACGACAAAGCAGGCCUCGACUGCCGACAGCACAGGCGAAUCGACCGAAGCUCAAGCAGCUUCCGAGAAGGAGAAGGACCGCAUCGAUCUCUCUCAGUUCCAAUUCGCUCUCAACCCCGACGCCUUCAGCGGCCAAUUGCCUCAAACGCCCGACGAGAAAGCGGAACUCAAGGCUGACGAGAAAGAUGUUCGUGUCGCCUGCGAGUAUCUGACCGAUCGGGUCAUUCCUGACUUGGUGCGCGAGCUUCAGGAUUGCGAUAUCAGUUUCCCUAUGGAUGGCCAAGCACUCAGUCGUUUGCUGCACAAGAGGGGUAUCAACGUGAGGUACCUGGGUAGGAUUGCCUCCCUGAGCACGGACCCGCGACUCCAGUGCCUAAGGGAUAUCGCGAUCCAGGAUAUGGUCGCCCGUUCGUUUAAGCACGUCAUUUCUUCCUUCUUGCGGGAGACCCCCAGCCCGUUGGCCUCGUCUUGCGUUGCCCAUCUUCUGAACUGCCUUCUCGGCGCGGAGUUGAAUCCGAAGCCUGUUGCCGACGUAGAUCCCACCAUGAAGGCGCUUUACUCGGAUCUCGAUACCUCGUACGAAUUAGUCACUCCGCAGAUCUUAAGGGCUCGUAUCUCUGAAGAAACACAUCGACGAUACAGGUUUAAGCUGGAUGGCGAGUGGUACAAGAGCAUUAAGCCUCUUCAGACCCUCAGAGAAAUCUCUCUUAAGCUUGGUCUCCAGUUGCAAGCCAAGGAGUACUUGUUCUCCAAGACGGACAGUACCGAAGCUCCUACUGAAGCCAAGCCCGCUGAUGCGACGGCCAAUGGUCAGCUUAAUGGCGAGUCAAAGAAGAAGAACAAAAAGAAGAACCGCGACGCCUCGCCCGCUGCAGUCGCUACUACUGGAGCACCGUGCACGUUUAGUGCCGACGAUGUCAUCAACAUUGUCCCUGUCGUCAAGCACUCCUGCCCUCGUAGCGCUCUUGCCGAGGAGGCGCUCGAGGCAGGCCGCAUCUCCAUCAUGCAGUCGCAGAAGAAGCUUGGCCAAGAGCUUCUGCUAGAGUCUCUCUCCCUGCACGAGCAGAUUUAUGGCAUUCUUCACCCAGAAGUUGCUCGUGUGUACAACACACUGUCCAUGCUUUACUACCAGCUGGAUGAGAAGGAGGCAGCUGUAGAGCUCUCCCGCAAGGCGAUCGUUGUUUCUGAGCGGACGGUUGGUAUCGACUCAGCCGAGACACUACUCAACUACCUUAACCUCAGCUUAUUCCUCCACCAGACUGGCGAUAGCCAAGGCGCUUUGUCGUAUGCGAAGCACGCCCUUCAGCUUUGGAAGAUAAUCUAUGGCCCUGACCAUCCUGACUCGAUUACGACCAUCAACAAUGGUGCCGUCAUGCUUCAGCACCUGAAGGCCUACCAUGAGUCUAGAUUAUGGUUUGAGGAAUCGCUACGAGUCUGCGAGAAGGUCUUCGGAAAGUCGUCGAUCAACGCUGCAACGCUGCUGUUCCAGCUGGCGCAAGCACUGGCCCUCGACCAAGACUCCAAGGGCGCAGUCAAGCGCAUGCGAGAAUCCUACAACAUCUUCUUGAGCGAGCUAGGCGCUGACGACAAAAACACCAAGGAGGCAGAGAGCUGGCUGGAGCAACUAACCCAGAACGCCGUCUCCAUCGCAAAGCACGCCAAAGAUAUGCAGACUCGCCGCCUGCGCACAGGCAUCAAAUUUUCACCUCGGGGCGCCCCUUUCGAAGCUGACGCACCCUCUGCUGUCGCCUCGACCUCUCGCCAGACUCAGCUCGAUGGCUCCUCUCAAAUGGACUCGCGUAGCAUCGAUGAGCUCAUCAAAUUCAUUGAGGGCAACGACCAGCAAACCAACAAGUCUUCGAAGCGGCCAAGCAGGGGUAACCCCAAGAGGCGAGGCAAGGCCUGAACGACGCGCCGAUUUAGAAUUCUCCCGGAAUUUUCCAGCAAC
Molecule: messenger RNA, 3669 nt
Organism: Verticillium alfalfae VaMs.102
Lineage: Eukaryota; Fungi; Ascomycota; Sordariomycetes; Glomerellales; Plectosphaerellaceae
Exons: 5
Coding region: 1-3627 (1208 amino acids)
Biological process (GO): intracellular distribution of mitochondria
Cellular component (GO): cytoplasm
Molecular function (GO): mRNA binding; protein binding
Source: RefSeq, a predicted model, not a curated record